CUAUACUAUGACGCAAUACACGCGCGUUCUCACGUUCAAUCAACCGUAGAGUAUUACGUUACCUCAUAGAGAGAGAGAGAGAGAGAGAGAGAGAGAGAGAGAGAAGCAGAAGGAAGGCCCAGUACACGUUUGACCACGCUACUGAGAGUAUCAUCCUUUCACAACUCGUACGACGUUGGCCAAGAAAACCGGUUUCAAGUAUAAUCCUUCGACUACGAUGCCCAAUUGUCCAAAGUGCGACAAACCAGUGUACUUCGCCGAACGGAAGACCUUUUUGGGUAAGGAUUGGCAUAGUUCGUGUCUAAGAUGUGAGAAAUGUAACAAGACGUUGACGCCCGGUAGCCAUGCGGAACACGAGGGCAAACCUUAUUGUAAUCAUCCCUGUUAUUCGGCCCUUUUUGGACCUGGAGGCUUUGGACGAGGUGGUGCUGAGAGUUACAUUUACAACAAAUAAGACGGAACAUGAAUAACGUGUUCGCGUUCGUUCAUUGCGAACAUAAUACUAGCAUUAAUCGAUUAUGAAGUUUGUUGUAAGAAUAGAAAUCUAUCCACCGGUGUGUACAUAUAUAUAUAUGUAUGUAUAUAUGUAUAUGUAUAUAUAUAUAUAUGCACACACAUAUAUGUAUGUAUGUAUCUAUUAAUUAUUAUGUACAGAUGUUCAAAUCGAAUCGAAUAUA
Messenger RNA from Vespa crabro (European hornet), 677 nucleotides. RefSeq names its product cysteine-rich protein 1-like. The record is from RefSeq and is a predicted model, not a curated record. Bases 218 to 454 code for a protein of 78 amino acids. The transcript has 3 exons. NCBI's taxonomy places the organism in Eukaryota, Metazoa, Arthropoda, Insecta, Hymenoptera, Vespidae.